AUGGCGGUACCCGAGUAUCGCGAUGAAGUCUCCAUCACACUCUCCAUCGCUGACCCCCCGCCCAGCUUCUCAUUUCCAACUCGCCGCAUCUUUCUCAGCAAAAAGAACCCAACCAUCGAAAUCGGUCGAACUUCCAAAAGAAAUGGAGCUUUUGAAGCUGCCAAGAGCAAUACUUGGUUCGAUUCACCAGUCAUGUCUCGAAAACAUGCACUCUUCACCCUUGACGCCGACAAACAGAAACUUUAUGUCAAGGACACGGGUUCUCUCCAUGGGACCUAUAAAAACGACGUCCGCCUCGAGACGAACGUGAACCAUGAAGUGGCCAGUGGCGACAAGCUCAAAUUUGGUGCUUUCAUUGAACGACCCCAGGAUAAACACUACCCUUGUGCUAUGAUAGUCCGUCAGACAUACGGCUCCAUCAACCCCGAACUGCGCGGCAAUAGCUUCCGCGUUCCUGAGGAUAGCGACAUCGAAUCUCUCAUCAGUGACGAAGACCAAGUGAGCAAUAGCUACGAGAUGUUGCGCGCAAAUAAAUUUGUCCCUGCCAGAAUGGCUACUUCAUCUCUUGGCCAUGGUCCGAUCGACUUGACAAUGGAUGAUCAAUAUCCUCUUUCCAAUGUUAGGAAUGGAACUGAGACUUUCGACAACUGUCCUCAUAUUCUGGAGAUACAUUCCCCCAAGCUGCCAGAACCUGUUUCUGUCUUGGGCCACGAGUUCUCCGAUCUUGAGGAAGAGCCUGAAGAAGCGGAAAACGUCUUAUCACCAAACUCUAUGGACACAGACGACUCUGAUGGUGACAUUUCAGAAGAUUGCCAGAGUGUCGACUAUGCAAUGUCAUCCGUUGCAGGGGACUCUAUUGCCGAUGAAGAAGAAGACUUUGCAGAGCAUGACGAGUUUGAAGAAGAGCAAGUCCACACUCAGGAACCUGCUCCUCAAGAGAACGGCCACAUUGAAGAGGAUACCAUCAUGGCAUCUGUAAUGAGCGAGAACUCCGAAAAGACCCCUGCGCAGCUCUUGGCCGACCCUAUGAGCAUCCAGACCCGUGGUGCUCCUCAGCAACUUGAUGGUACCAACCUCACCCAGUUGGACAAGAGUCACUAUGCAUGGAAAUCAGACCUUGCUCCAAUGAUGUCGAUUAACGGCACGUCGUCCCUGAAGCUUCCACCGAUUUCAGAAGCAGUCUUCGACACAUACAACCAUGAGACGAUCACACACUCUACCGCUGAGGUGGUCGGCAGGAAGCAUGGAAAGUACGAGUUCUUCGCCGCUAGAGAAGCCAAUGCUGCAGCUGCCCGCGCGCAACCACAAGCUCAACCCAUGGACCCGGUCUGUCAGGCACCAGUCCAAGAACACUAUGUCUUGCAGGCAGGGAUGGAAAACAAAAUCCCCGUGCACUUAGAAGAUGAGCUCCAACCGCCCACAGAUGAAACUCAACCUCGCGCUUCCGAUUUGGUGUCCUCUGGUCUUAGAUAUCUGGCAACGCCCCCUGAGCACGUCGAAUUCCUCAACACAUCUGCGGAGCCAGAGUUGGACGACUCAUCCGCCUGGGCCUUUCAAGAGAGCAAGAAGUCAUCUGGUGUCGAAGUCACAACCGAGGCAACUGAGAAGGUGAUGGUUCAAGAGAAUGAUACAGAUGCUGUAGAGGACGGCGAUGCCCAGCCAGCUGAAGCUUUAGAAGCAGCCGAACUGGCCAAACCAGUUGAAGCCGCGGAGCCAGCGAAACCGGUCGAAGCCGCAAAGGCAGCUGAACCUGUGAAGAUUCCGGUGCCAGAAUCUACUGCUACCAAGAGAAAGGCCGAUGAAAUCUCUCAGCUUACCCCUGAAGAAGAACAAAUGUGUAACGACCGCCAAUCUCGUCCACAGGCGCACCACCGAGAGGUGCAGACGAGUGCAAUGCCUCGCCACAUUGCAGCGUUGGGACUCCCACCAAGCAAACGUCUCCGUCGUAUGGCAGAAGCAGUUGGGUAUGUCGCCCUUGGAGGAGCUGCUGUCAUGUCGGUGCUUAUUGCUACGGCGCCUGCUCUAUAA
This is a messenger RNA of Fusarium subglutinans, 2028 nucleotides long. Its product is annotated as sarcolemmal membrane-associated. Bases 1 to 2028 code for a protein of 675 amino acids. Lineage: Eukaryota; Fungi; Ascomycota; Sordariomycetes; Hypocreales; Nectriaceae. The transcript has 5 exons. The record is from RefSeq and is a predicted model, not a curated record. Gene Ontology annotation, molecular function: protein binding. Gene Ontology annotation, cellular component: cytoplasm.